CUGGCGGGGCCCGGACGGAAGAUGGUGCAGAAGAAAAUCGGCGAGCCGGACGGCUUCCACCGCCCGUUCAAGGGGCCGAAUCCUUUCGAGCUGGCCUUUGCUCUAGACCAGGCCCACCUCGGGGACGGGGACGCUGACUUUGGCCUGGAGUGCCCAGCCCGCCCCGACAUGCCAGCAAGCCAGCCCAUUGACAUCCCAGACGCCAAGAAGCGCGGCAAGAAGAAGAAGAGGUGCCGGGCCGCCGACAGCUUCUCAGGGCGAUUUGAAGAUGUGUACCAGCUGCAGGAGGAUGUGCUGGGGGAGGGGGCGCAUGCCCGCGUGCAGACCUGCAUCAGCCUCAUCACCAACCAGGAGUAUGCUGUGAAGAUCAUCGAGAAGCAGCCCGGGCACACUCGGGGCAGAGUGUUCCGGGAGGUGGAGACGCUGUACCAGUGCCAGGGGCACAGGAAUGUUCUGGAGCUGAUUGAGUUCUUUGAGGAAGAGGAUCGCUUCUACCUGGUGUUUGAGAAAAUGCGAGGAGGCUCCAUCCUGAGCCACAUCCAUCAGCGCCGCCACUUCAACGAGCUGGAGGCCAGUGUGGUGGUGCAGGACGUGGCCAGUGCCCUGGACUUCCUACACAACAAAGGCAUCGCACACCGGGACCUCAAGCCAGAGAACAUCCUUUGUGAGCACCCCAACCAGGUGUCCCCCGUGAAGAUCUGCGACUUCGACCUGGGCAGCGGCAUCAAACUCAACGGGGACUGCUCCCCCAUCUCCACUCCAGAGCUGCUCACCCCGGUCAGCACCCUUGGGCCGGAACGGGAGGGGGCGGGCAGAGGCGUAGGGAGCCCGCGAAGCUUGGGCUUCUGCCCAGCAACAGCCGCUGAUUGGCUAGGCCCGGUGGGCGGGUUUCCAGUGGCAGACUCUGAUUGGUCGGCUCUGGGCAGGGCGGAGCCGAAGUCUGGCGGGCUCCGGGCCAGGGCACUGCACCGAAGGGUCCGCCGGUAUGUGCGGGCAGUGCCGCUGACCCCGCCGCUUGCCUCGCAGAAUAUGCUGUUUGAGCGCAUCCAGGAGGGCAAGUACGAGUUCCCAGAGAAGGACUGGGCGCACAUCUCCUUCGCUGCCAAAGACCUCAUCUCCAAGCUCCUCGUGCGGGACGCCAAGCAGCGGCUGAGCGCCGCCCAGGUCCUGCAGCACCCCUGGGUGCAGGGGUGCGCCCCAGAGAACACGCUGCCCACGCCCAUGGUCCUGCAGAGGAAUAGCUGUGCCAAAGACCUGACUUCCUUCGCUGCGGAGGCCAUCGCCAUGAACCGGCAGCUGGCCCAGCGCGAGGAGGACGCCGAUGGCGAAGCCGGGCCCGUCCUCAUCCGAGCUACCUCACGCUGCCUGCAGCUGUCGCCGCCCACCCAGUCACAGCUGGCCCAGCGGCGCCAGAGGGCCAGCCUAUCCCGGGGCACUGCACCCGUGGUCCUCGUGGGUGACCGCGCGUGAGCACCCACCUGCCCCGCCCCUGUACAUAACCCUGCCCCUCCCCACUCCCACCCAGAUCAACAGAUUUUUUUUUAAGCUAUCGCCGCCGCCGCCGGUGGUGGCCCGGGCAGGACUCCCCGGCCCCGAGCUCGGCUAGGGGCGGCAUUUUCUAUAUGAGCAUUUUGCUGUUGGGCUUGUUCCUUUUCUUCCGUUUUUUCUCUUCCCUCCCCCUCUCCCUUCCCUUUUCUAUUUUUAAUGGUGUUAAAAGCAAAGCAAGCGCCGCCUGGGACAGGGGUGUGCGCAUUGCAGGUCCUCCUCGCCCUGCCCUGUCCCCUCACCUGUACUGUGAACAGAGGCGCUGGGCUCCGCCUGAGGUCACCUGCCCCUGCCCCCAUUGUCCCCUCAAGAGGGGAGGACUGCCCAGCCUUCUGGAGCCAGGGCAGCCCACGCGCCGCCCCCUCUCCAACCCCGAGGCCCCCUUCCUCUUUUUCAGGUUGGAUGGGCCCCCUCGACUCAGAACACCCGGGGUGGCUUUGUUGGGGACAGGGGACACCCUGUCUGAAGGGGAAGGUGCACACCACCCACAGGGAUCCCUCCACCAGCCCCUUGCCCCCCCACCCACUCCCCUGCCCCUUGGCCACCCUGUUUGUUCCUUUGAGAAUUGACAAUCCAGCGCUUCCUUUGAGGCCAGGCCUGGCCUGUGCUCUUGACCUUAAACUGCAGCUGCUGCUGGCCGCUCACCUGCUGACCCUACCCCCGUCCAGGUAGCCUACCCUGCCCUCACCUGGCCCCGCCCAGGAGGAGGCAGUCCAGGUGCCGGUCAGCUGACCUGGGGUUCCCCAGCCCCCAGGCACCUGAGUCCUUGUCUCAGGGCCCCUUCCCACCACAGUAGGGGCAGGCAGGGAUGUCGCCCUUAGCCCCCUAGGACUGGGAGCUAGGGCCAGAACCCCUAGCCCACCUUUAGGACACCGGCUGCCACUGCCCCAGCCUCAGCCCUCUUUGGGCACCCAGGACCUGCCGGGCAGCAUCCCAUCCCUGCUGGCCUUGCACCUGUGCCCGCCCCUCUUCCCCACCACCCAGCGGAGUGGGGGAGCAGGACACCCCCCCACCCCCACCCCCCGCCUGGACGGAGAAAUACUAUGCAAUACGAGCUUCCUUCCCACGUGCACAUGGGGUCCACCUGUCAAGGAGGGGGUCGUCAGCUGGGGCACACAGCCACCCUCCAAGCCCCCCCCAGCCCCCAGGUCUGCUCAGGGCGGGGAUAGUUCCGAGCUGCGUCGGGACUGCUCCUCGUGUUUAGUUAGGUUUUUUAAAAACAUCAGUGGACCCCCCUCCCCAUUCUCGAAGAAUACUUGACUGUGGGAGCCGCAGGCAAGGGAUGUGGGGUGGGACCCCGUCUUCCCGGGCCUCCCCACCCCCUCCCGGGUCUUGUGCGAUCGUUGCUGUCUAUGAUGGGCACUAGUGGGGAGCAAAGGCCCCUUCAUGGCUGUCCGCCCACCUGGAUCUGGACUGGGUUGGUUUUCUUCCCAAAGACUCCCUGUUGUGCUUCCCAGAGGGGGGUGCAGUAGCGGCCACCCGUCCUCCCAGGCCCCCAUUUCUCAACCACCCUUGAUUCCAUGCCUUUUGCAACUGGGGGGGGGGGGGGAUUCUCAGCAUUUUUGUAAUCGGAACAAAACCUGGACACCUUUGCCCAUCGCAGGCGCCCGUGAGGCUCUGAGACUCCAGACUUGGGCUGGCAGCUGGUAUCUCUAGGUGUGGUGUUGAUGGGGAGACAGCAACUGGCUCCAGGUGUUGGCACCCAGCCCGUAGGACUGCCCCAGGUGUAACUGUGACAGACCAGCUACGGUGGGGCGGGGUGGGCCCUCUGUUCCAAGGUCGCCAUGUUCCAAGACAAUUUUCAAAACGUUUUUUAAAGCGGGGGAGGGGGGAGAACAUGCAAGCACUUUAACGCCAUUGUACCAGGUGAACUGACACAGCUCAGACGUUUUCCUUUACACCAACUGUCAAGGCCAGAAUUUUGUAUUCUGUUUUGUAAAAUUUAAUAAAAGUCAUAAAAACACGA
Messenger RNA from Echinops telfairi (small Madagascar hedgehog), 3511 nucleotides. It is a transcript of the gene MKNK2, whose product is annotated as MAPK interacting serine/threonine kinase 2. The coding region runs from base 22 to 1470 and encodes 482 amino acids. Gene Ontology annotation, biological process: protein autophosphorylation; peptidyl-serine phosphorylation; intracellular signal transduction. Gene Ontology annotation, cellular component: cytoplasm; nucleus. The record is from RefSeq and is a predicted model, not a curated record. NCBI's taxonomy places the organism in Eukaryota, Metazoa, Chordata, Mammalia, Afrosoricida, Tenrecidae. The transcript is spliced from 12 exons. Gene Ontology annotation, molecular function: calcium/calmodulin-dependent protein kinase activity; ATP binding; calcium-dependent protein serine/threonine kinase activity.